AUGCAGUGCCCCCUGAAGCUGAGGUGCCCGUUCCAGUGGCUGCUGAGUCCGGUGUGGCAGUGCCAGAGGUUGCUGAAGAGGAGGUGCCUGUGCCAGAGGUUUCUGGGGGUGAUGUGGGUGCACCAGAGGUUUCUGGGGGUGAUGUGGGUGCGCCAGAGGUUUCUGGGGGUGAUGUGGGUGCGGCAGAGGUUUCUGGAGGUGAUGUGGGUGCGCUGGAGGUUUCUGGAGGUGAUGUGGGUGCGCCGGAGGUUUCUGGAGGUGAUGUGGGUGCGCCAGAGGUUUCUGGAGGUGAUGUGGGUGCACCAGAGGUUGCUGGGGCUGGAGUGGUUGUGCCAGAGACUGCUGGGGCUGGAGUGGUUGCGCCAGAGGCUGCAGAAGCUGGGGUGGUUGCGCCAGAGGCUGCUAGAGCUGGAGUGGUUGCGCCAGAGGCUGCUGGAGCUGGAGUGGUUGCGCCAGAGGCUGCUGGAACUGGAGUGGUUGCGCCAGAGGCUGCUGGAGCUGGAGUGGUUGCGCCAGAGACUGCUGGGGCUGGAGUGGUUGCGCCAGAGGCUGCAGGAGCUGGAGUGGUUGCACCAGAGGCUGCAGGAGCUGGAGUGGUUGCGCCAGAGGCUGCAGGAGCUGGAGUGGUUGCGCCAGAGGCUGCUGGAGCUGGAGUGGUUGCGCCAGAGGCUGCUGGGGCUGGAGUGGUUGCGCCAGAGGCUGCUGGAGCUGGAGUGGUUGCUCCAGAGGCUGCUGGAGCUGGAGUGGUUGCGCCAGAGGCUGCAGGAGCUGGAGUGGUUGCGCCAGAGGCUGCAGGAGCUGGAGUGGUUGCGCCAGAGGCUGCAGGAGCUGGAGUGGUUGCGCCAGAGGCUGCUGGAGCUGGAGUGGUUGCGCCAGAGGCUGCUGGAGCUGGAGUGGUUGCGCCAGAGGCUGCAGGAGCUGGAGUGGUUGCGUCAGAGGCUGCUGGAGCUGGAGUGGGUGCGCCAGAGGCUGCAGGAGCUGGAGUGGUUGCGCCAGAGGCGGCAUCUAUAA
This is a messenger RNA of Podarcis lilfordi (Lilford's wall lizard), 1011 nucleotides long. Lineage: Eukaryota; Metazoa; Chordata; Lepidosauria; Squamata; Lacertidae. The record is from the annotation of a GenBank genome assembly.